Molecule: messenger RNA, 722 nt
Organism: Folsomia candida
Lineage: Eukaryota; Metazoa; Arthropoda; Collembola; Entomobryomorpha; Isotomidae
Product: mitochondrial inner membrane protease subunit 2
Exons: 3
Coding region: 115-618 (167 amino acids)
Biological process (GO): mitochondrial respiratory chain complex assembly
Cellular component (GO): membrane; mitochondrial inner membrane peptidase complex
Molecular function (GO): serine-type endopeptidase activity
Source: RefSeq, a predicted model, not a curated record
GGCAAAAAAUGCAAAUCUCAGAAAUCAGCCGGCUAACAUGCAUAAAACAUCUCAGCUAUUAAAAUUAACUUUAAUUAAGAUUGUGAUUAGCUAACUUUGGAAUUGUCAUCACAAAUGACCACAACUAGUGGUUUUAAGUGGGCCUUGAAAACAUUCGCCUUUGGAAUCCCGGUCGGAGUGACCUUUAUCGACGUGUUUGGUUAUGUGGCCAAGGUCGAAGGUCACUCUAUGCAACCACUCUUAAACCCUGACCACCACCACUACAACUCGAAAAGGAAAUGCGAUUAUGUUUUCCUUUACAAUUGGCCCAUAAUUACAAAUUCUUUCGAUAGCAUUGAAAAAGGGGAAGUUAUCGCCCUCGUGUCACCGAGAGAUCCGAAACAACGCUUGAUCAAGAGGGUGGUAGGAUUGGGGGGUGACAUCGUUGAGACGAAAGGCUACUUUAAGAAGCGAAUCGAAAUCCCACCCGGCCAUUGCUGGGUUGAGGGGGACAAUCACGGCCAUUCCCUUGAUUCCAACGUCUUCGGACCUGUUGCAUUAGGAUUGAUAAAAUCCAAAGCCACCUGCAUCGUGUGGCCGCCGAAACGGAUGGGAUUCCUUAAACCGACGGAAGUAUAGCCCUAGUCAAUUACCUUAAAUUUAUUUAGUUCUGACAAUAACAAACGAAAGUAUAGUUGUUUAAAUUCCGAAAAUGAGAACACUCUCCCUCGUAGACUGUUUAG